Tinamus guttatus (white-throated tinamou) is the source of this 2771-nucleotide messenger RNA. RefSeq names its product TBC1 domain family member 2 (gene TBC1D2). Gene Ontology annotation, molecular function: GTPase activator activity; small GTPase binding. NCBI's taxonomy places the organism in Eukaryota, Metazoa, Chordata, Aves, Tinamiformes, Tinamidae. Gene Ontology annotation, biological process: regulation of GTPase activity. The record is from RefSeq and is a predicted model, not a curated record.
UAUUACUCAUUUGCCUAGUGAGUUUCCUGCUUCAUUUCUGUUUUGCAUAUAAAUACUUCCUGAAAGAGAUGAAUAAAGGACCAGAAAGUGUAUCAUGUUCCCUUGAUGGAAUUCCAGACAAAUUAGUGGAGUCAAAUCCCGACAGUAACACGAGCAAUGAAGCCUCAGCAAAAGAAAAAGACAUGCUGCCCUCUCCUGAAGAACUGGAAAGUAUGCAGCUGAAACCCAGUAGAGACAAACUCAGGAAAAAACUCUGCGGCUAUUUAAACAAACUGGGCAUCAAGGGGCCUAUCAAGACUUGGAAGUCCCGCUGGUUCUUUUACGAUGAAAACAAAUGUCACUUACUGUACUACAGAACGGCACAGGAUGUCAACCCUUUGGGGACUAUCGAUAUCUCCAGCGCCAGCCUUGACUGCAAGUUAGAAAACGGGGAAGGGAUUUUUGAGAUCAGAACACCAAACAGAGUUUUUACUUUGAAGGCAAUCAGCAAGCAAGCAAUGAUGUAUUGGCUGCAGCAGCUACAAAUGAGACGCUGGGAAUUUUGCAAUGCUCAGACCAGAUUUCCUGUGGGCAGCUCCCAGUUUGUGAAUGAACCGCUGCUUGGCAGAACAAAUGUCAUUGACAGUGAAGACUUUCUGCCUCCAGUCAAAACACCAACAGAAGCAGUGGGUUUAAAGGCAGCUUCUUUGCCUGCACCCCAAACAUCCACUGCUUUGCAGAACAUAUCCCUUAAGCACCCCUGGACAGAGAUACAAAACACUGUCUACAAUAUCUGUGGCUCCAAGCAGCUGUGGGGGAACAAUGGGAAUGUCUUUAAUUUUGAUGAAUUCCAGGAGCAUCCUGAGAACCUGGAUGAGGAACAAGAGGCAGAAAUGGAGGCAGGGUGUGCAGCAAAGGAGGGGGCUCUGGAGGACGUGAGGAUAGAACCCAGACUGAACUGGGCUAGGAAGGCCAAGUGGAGGAACAGUGCUUCCCCAGGCUUGGCUGAAGAGCCGCACCGGGAGAGGAGCCCAGUGGAUAAAGUCAGUGUCCUACAGCAACAGAUGCUGACACUCACGGAAGAAGUCAAGUCACAGAAGGAGCUGGUUAAGCUUCUCCACAAAGCUCUGGAGGCAGCCCAACAGGAGAAGCGAGUAUCCAGCAUGUACCUUACUGCAGCAGAGGAUAAGGACAGGCUGGAGCUGGUGCGCCACAAAGUGAGACAAAUUGCAGAUCUAACCAGUCGACUGGAUGCUCUUGAGAAAGAAAAGAUGGAGCUGGAGCAGACACUAACCCUGAAAGACAGCCAUAUCCAGGAACUCAAAGAUCAUGUGCAGCUUCUGAUGGAAAAGAACCAUGCGAAACAGCAAGUCAUCAUGGCCUUGACAGAGCACAUGGCCCGAGAGCUCUCUGAUCCCCUGCAGGAAACCAACACUAUCACUGUAGAAACGUUGUAUAAACAGCAGGAGGAGAUUGAGCACUUGAAGGAUGAUAUUGAUGCAUACAAAACACAAAAUCAGUUUCUGAACUCGGAGAUCCACCAGGUUACUCGACUCUGGACAGGUGUUGCUGAGAAUGAGAAAGCACUUCUGAUGAAGUGUGCCUGCCUGCAAGCCCAAAAUUGUAAGAUGGAGAGCAAAUACCUGAUGGUUUUGCGGAAGCUGCAAGAGGCUGUGCCUCUUCUGCCCAGCUCCCAUGCUGAGUUGGUGAGGAAUCUCAUCCAGGAAGCACUCCAGUGGGAUGUGAAGGAAGAAGCAGAGGAAGGUCUUAUCCUGAAUCCUGUAAGUGAGUAUGAUGAGUAUGGAUUUAUGACUGUGCCUGAAUACGAAGUUGAGGACUGGAAACUUCUGGCCAAAAUCCAAGCCUUAGAGAUAAAGUCUAACAACCUGCGAAGCCAGGAGGUAGUGGAGAAGCCUCUCCGUGACAGGUGGAAUAGUGUUGGAGAGCUGAGCCCCUCUGCAGAGCUGAAGAGCCUGAUCCGAAGCGGUCUCUCCACCGAACAUCCUGCGUGCCGGCAGAUUGAGCUCGACCUGCCCCGCACACUCACCAACAACAAACACUUUUCUUCUCCUACCUCCCCGCUCAUCCCCAAACUCCGCAGGGUGCUGCUGGCUUUCUCCUGGCACAAUCCUGCUAUUGGAUACUGCCAGGGACUGAACAGAUUGGCAGCUAUUGCUCUCCUGGUACUUGAAGAUGAGGAAAGUGCAUUUUGGUGCCUGGUCCACAUUGUGGAGAACCUAAUGCCUGCAGACUACUACAGUAACACUCUGAUAACAUCACAGGUAGAUCAGAGAGUCUUCAAAGACUUCCUGUCAGAGAAGUUGCCUCGCCUCACGGCUCAUUUUGAACAGUAUCGGAUUGAUGUCUCCCUCAUCACUUUCAAUUGGUUUCUGGUGGCCUUCGUGGACAGCUUGGUCAGCGACAUCCUCCUGCGAGUGUGGGAUGCCUUCUUGUAUGAGGGAACUAAGGUGAUUUUCCGCUAUGCUCUUGCGAUUUUCAAAUACAAUGAGGAAGAAAUCUUGAGGAUUCAUGACAAUGUGGAGAUCUACCAGUACCUUCGUUUUUUCACAAGGAUGAUUGUGGAUGGCAGGAAACUGAUGAACAUUGCCUUCAAUGACUUAAAUCCCUUCCCCAUGAAACUGCUGAGGAACCGUCGGACAAUGCACAGGGAAGAGAUGGAGACAGAGCUGUGUGAGCUGGAACAGAUCAAGGCAGCCUAUGUAAAAGAGAGAGCAGAGCAGGGACCUCAAGAUGUGAAAGAAGUUGUCAGUGAAGAGGAAGAAGAAAUAUAG